Molecule: messenger RNA, 2649 nt
Organism: Selaginella moellendorffii
Lineage: Eukaryota; Viridiplantae; Streptophyta; Lycopodiopsida; Selaginellales; Selaginellaceae
Product: receptor-like protein kinase 2
Exons: 2
Coding region: 130-2586 (818 amino acids)
Cellular component (GO): plasma membrane
Molecular function (GO): protein binding
Source: RefSeq, a predicted model, not a curated record
UUUUGUUUCACCAUAUGUCCACGUGGUGGGCACAGUUGGCGGGGGACAAAGUCAGAACAAGAAAAUCGCGCCGCAUAAAGGGCUCUCCAUCAAAAUCUGGAAGAGGAGUGAAGUAGUAACAAGUUGCAGAUGAUGGAACUCAUGAUCUGGCUGAUCCUGUUGAGCACGCUUGGAUCCUCUACAGCGUCACUCAACGCACACAAAGCUGGGGUCUUGGUUGCAUUGAAAAGGAGCCUCCUGGGACUGGGAAACACCUCAGACUGGACUGUGGAAAACUCCGAUCGAGCAUGCACCGACUGGAAGGGAGUGAUUUGCAACAGUGACGAUUCAGAGGUGGUGGAGCUUCAUCUGGCAGGAAAUGGAUUCACAGGUGAGAUCUCGUCGCCGGCACUCGGGCAGCUGACGAGUUUGCGAGUCUUGGACGUGAGCAAAAACCGGCUGGUCGGAUCUCUUCCUGCGGAGCUCGGGCUGCUGCAAAGCUUGCAAGCUUUGGACGUCUCAGGUAACAGACUGACUGGGAGCUUGCCUCGGGAUCUCGGCAACUGCAGCGCUCUUCGUUUUCUCAACGCCCAGCAAAACCAGCUUCAAGGUCCAAUACCGCCCCAGCUAGGAGCGCUCCAGAGGUUGGAGAUACUCGUCCUGGACAACAACCGCUUGUCAGGUUCUCUUCCUCCGUCCCUUGCGAACUGCUCGAAGCUCCAGGAGAUUUGGCUGACGAGCAAUGGUGUUGAAGGGGAGAUUCCUCAGGAAGUUGGGUUUAUGCAAGAGCUGCGAGUAUUCUUCGUGGAGAGAAACCGGCUGGAAGGGCUCAUUCCACCAGCUUUUGCAAACUGCUCGUCUCUCGAGCUCUUGGCGCUCGGGGAGAAUUCUCUGGGCGGGAGGAUACCAGAUGAGCUUGGACGGCUCGAAAACUUGGUGGCGCUCUCACUGUAUAGCUUGCAGUGGCUGGAGGGGCCAAUUCCUCCUGAGAUCGGCAACAACAGCAAGCUCGAGUGGUUUGAUAUCAAUGGAAACUCGCUCAUGCAUGGCUCGAUUCCAGUGUCGCUGCUUCAGCUCCCGCACUUGGCCACCUUGCAACUCUUUGGUUUCAACAACACCUCGGAUCGUCCGGUCCCGGAGCAGCUCUGGAACAUGACUCAGCUCGAGUUUCUGGGAAUCGGGAGGACAAACAGCCGAGGGAUCCUGUCACCGAUCGUCGGAAACUUGACAAGGCUUCGGUCGCUGAGACUCAACGGGAACCGCUUUGAAGGAAGCGUUCCGGACGAGCUGUCCAAGUGUCCCAGGAUGGAGACGCUGAUCCUCUCCAACAACAGACUCCUGGGAGGCGUUCCUCGAUCGCUUGGCACGCUUGAGCGUCUCAGAGUUUUGAUGCUCGGUGGAAACAAGCUCUCCGGAGCAAUACCAGAGGAGCUCGGGAACUGCACCAACCUGGAAGAGCUGGUCCUCGAGAGGAACUUCUUCCAUGGAGCAAUACCCGAGUCCAUCGCCAGGAUGGCAAAGCUUCGGAGUUUGCUCCUCUACGGAAACCAGCUCUCCGGAGUGAUUCCAGCUCCAGCUUCGCCAGAGAUAAUCGACAUGAGGCUGCACGGCAACAGCUUAUCAGGCUCCAUCCCUCCCUCCGUUGGCAACCUUUCCAAGCUUUCCAUACUCUAUCUCUCCAACAACAAGCUGGACGGCUCCAUCCCGGCCACUCUCGGACAGCUUCGACGAUUGUCACAGGUGGACUUGUCCGAGAACCAGCUCACGGGUGGUAUUCCUGGCAGCCUCGCAAGCUGUGACUCCUUGCAGCUACUGGAUCUAUCCUCCAACCUCCUGAGUGGAGAGAUUCCGGCGUCCAUCGGUGAAUGGACCGGCUUCCAGACCGCGGACAAGAACCAGGCUCUCAAAAUAUCGCCCAUGACACCGUCGGGAGUGUUUCUGGAGAACUCCACCGAUGCAUACAGAAGAACUGUGUCCAAGGAUAUGGCUGCCUCCUUGGAUGGACACACGUACCAGCAAUACGCAAGGGAGUUGGAGGUGCCAGGGGUGCUCGACUUGUCGGCGAACCAGCUCACCGGUGAGAUUCCCGCAAGCUUGGGAAAGCUGGCUGGAGUCCGGGAGCUCAACUUGUCACACAACCGGCUGUCUGGAGGCAUUCCAUGGACUCUGGGAGAGAUGACGUCCAUGGCAGUGCUGGAUCUCUCUUUCAACCGGAUCAACGGGACGAUACCAGGGGGACUGGCGAGGCUUCACUUGCUCAAGGAUCUGAGGGUCGUGUUUAAUGACUUGGAAGGCAGGAUUCCAGAGACUCUGUUGUUUGGCGCGUCGAGCUACGAGGGAAAUCCAGGACUGUGCGGGGAGCCUCUCUCGCGGCCGUGCGAAGGAGAUGGCCUCGUGGACGUGGGCGAUGGUGCAACUUGGUGGAAGGAGAACGUCUCCAAUGGUGCGUUUGUAGUGGGAUUUCUUGUUGUGGAGCGCCAUCUUUUUACUUGUUUGCCAACCAAGAGGCCAAAGAAGAAGCGAAACAAGAAGAUGGCGGUGGUGGUCAGCCUGGUCAAUUCAGUGGAGGAGGUCACCGCAGGGGUCAGCGAGGUCAGCCUUCACUAGUACUACAACCUUGAUUUUUAUGAUACGGCUUUUAGGGUUGAAACACAUGUUGCAAGGCAAAUG